Messenger RNA from Lottia gigantea (owl limpet), 1536 nucleotides. RefSeq lists its product as hypothetical. The coding region runs from base 196 to 1404 and encodes 402 amino acids. The record is from RefSeq and is a predicted model, not a curated record. The transcript has 3 exons. NCBI's taxonomy places the organism in Eukaryota, Metazoa, Mollusca, Gastropoda, Lottiidae.
AUUGAAUCGGAACCCUCUACAAUCAAACAGACUAGAAGAUAUCGGAUACAAGUCUCCUGUGUUCGGACAAUUUGUUAAACUCUAUUUUUGACAUUUAUUAUUUCGAGUGAGAUUUAAGAAUGAAAGCCUUUAUCUGCAACAGACUGUAAUGGAUUUUACUAGCGUUCCUUGCAAGACAGUUCGCAGCAAUAUCUCAUGGGAGAGUUGUGUCCUGUCAUGACAUCCUACUCUGGUCUGUCGUGUCUCGGUGCACUGUCUCGCUCCUUCCUCUUAGGGCCGUAUGUCGGCCAGAAUAGAACAACUACAGUUCAGGUGAAUAGGAUUACAAAAAUAGCCUACGUGGUAUUUCUCCUCAUAAUGUUGGCCGGAUCGUGUAUUGCUUCCCCCCGUGUUGAAGAUACCGAGAAAGGAUCUGCGGUGUAUUUCAAAAGCAGAUUCUGUCAACCCAUAUCAGAAAGUGAACUAAGACGUCGGAUGGGUGGAUCAUUUGAUCGUAGUCACAUGUCACAUAGUGACGACUCUAUGAAACGUAGUGCCAGUGAUAUUGAGGGAAGUGACUUUGAGGAGGAUGAGGACGAGGACAGUGAAUUUUUUGACACUGUCGAUGACGAGGUGAGCGAAAGUGAUAUUAUAGACUACUCAGAAGGAGAUGCACAUCCGCAUCCAGCGGGUGAUUCGACAACACAUACUCCAAUUUAUAAUUUUAUGCGUAAAAAACGGGACAUAGCCGAUGACCUCGAUGAUAAUACUCUCCAACAGUUAUUAUUAAAUAAAGACAAACGUGGAGGUGAUGUUGAUCUUCAUCUUCAACUUUUACUCAGUGGAAAGAACAAAAAGGCCAGAAAACAAUUGAAAAAGAAAAUCCGUGCAAAAGUUCGAAAAAACUUGUUUAAAAAACCACCGCCAUGGGAGUGCAAAAUGAAGCCUGAUUGGCAAAGAAUGAAAACUGGUUUCUUCCCUACUUAUGUUCAAACUGGACGAUGUCAAACAUCUAAGUGUUUUUAUAGAUUAUAUGACUGUAUUCCAAAGAAAUAUGCCAUUAAACUUUUAAAGAGAGACCCCGAUCAGUGUAACCCUAUUCCCACUAUUGGACUAAACGCAACAUAUGAAGAACGGUGGUUCUUCGUGCGACAUUAUGUUACGCUAGCUUCUGUGAUGGGAUCAGACAAAAAUGCACGGAAAGGAGAUAUAGAACAGUGGGGUCCAGUUUACGGGUCGAUUGAUGUGCUGUGUUUAUCAGCUUUCGUGUGCCUUGACAAGUACCCGACGUGUUAUGGUGAUUUCACUGGACCCCAAAACAAUUGUAGUGAAGUUCGCUGGUUAGAAACUUUAAGAUAUGAUAUUAUUUGGUACUGUACAAGAAGCAGAUACAGAUUAGCAUUUGGACUAUUUUAUUGUGGUUAACAAUAUUUGCGUUCCGCUUUAUGUGUUAUUUGUACGAAGCGCUAAUUCUGUCGUCAAAUUGUAUAAAGGCAAUUUGUUAUUUAUGAUACAAUGAUAUUUAAGCUAAUCGUUAAAAUAUAAAUUUGUAAAACC